Messenger RNA from Penaeus monodon (black tiger shrimp), 1194 nucleotides. RefSeq names its product large neutral amino acids transporter small subunit 1-like. Gene Ontology annotation, cellular component: membrane. Lineage: Eukaryota; Metazoa; Arthropoda; Malacostraca; Decapoda; Penaeidae. The transcript is spliced from 8 exons. The coding region runs from base 175 to 1098 and encodes 307 amino acids. The record is from RefSeq and is a predicted model, not a curated record. Gene Ontology annotation, biological process: amino acid transmembrane transport. Gene Ontology annotation, molecular function: L-amino acid transmembrane transporter activity.
GAGCGGCCAUCGUCGCCCUCACCUUCGCCAACUACCUCCUGCAGCCUCUGUUCCCCGACUGCGAGGCCGUGUCGGACGCCGCGACCAGACUCAUCGCUGCCGUUCCUUAUCUGUUUCCUCUCGUGGAUCAACUGCGUGAACGUGCGGUGGGUGGCCAAGGUGCAGAACGUGUUCAUGGUGACCAAGCUGCUGGCCCUCGUCAUGAUCAUCGUGGCCGGGGUCUAUCACCUGGCCUCCGGGCACGUGGGGAACUUCAGAGCGCCGCUGGAGGGAACCAAGUGGCAGGCGGCGGCCAUCGCCACGGCCUUCUACCAGAGUCUCUUCUCCUACGCUGGAUGGGAAAAUCUGUAUUAUGUGGUCGAAGAACUGAAAAAUCCAAAUAAGAACCUUCCGCUGGCCAUCAUCAUCUCGACGGGCCUGGUGACUGCCGUCUACACGCUGACCAACGUUGCGUACCUAGCUGUGCUGACGCCUUCCGAGAUGCUGGCCGCCGAUGCUGUCGCCAUGACUUUCGCGAGCCGCGCCCUGAGCACGCUAGCCUGGACGAUGCCCUUGUUCGUCAUGUGCUCCACCUUCGGCUCCAUGAACGGCGUCGUGUUCACGCAGUCGCGCCUUAUCUUCGUGGGGGCGCGGAAAGGCCACUUCCCCGAAGCGUUCUCGCUCGUGCACGCGCACAACCUCACGCCGGUGCCUGCGGUCGUCCUCAACGGACUUCUUACUUUGGUGAUGCUGGUGACUUCGGACGUCGGCUUGCUCAUCAACUACUCGACGUUCGCGGCGACGCUGACGCAGUUCGCCUGCAUCUGCGCCCUCUUCUGGUUCCGGUACAAGCAGCCCGAGAGGGCGAGGCCUUUCAAGGUGUGGCUCGCCCUCCCCGUCGUCUUCUGGCUCGCGUCGCUCUUCCUCCUGGUGAUGCCCGUCUUGGAGAGGCCUGUCGAGGUCGGGGCGUCCAUCGGCGUCAUCUGCACGGGCCUGCCGGUGUACUACGUGGCCGUGCACCGACAGGACAUCGCGAGGAAGUUCGAAGGGGCCUUAGCAAAACUGACGUACGUGUGCCAGCUGCUGUUCUUGGGACUCGCGGAGGAGAAAGCAGACUAAACAUACGCCAUUGCUAUGGCGUCCGCCGCUUAUAAACAUACAUAUAUGUGUGUGUAUACAUACACACACACACACACACACACACACACACACACA